Camellia sinensis is the source of this 2663-nucleotide messenger RNA. The record is from RefSeq and is a predicted model, not a curated record. NCBI's taxonomy places the organism in Eukaryota, Viridiplantae, Streptophyta, Magnoliopsida, Ericales, Theaceae.
AAAAGCAUCAAAAGCCAUUACAGUACAACAAUUUAGAGCAGAUGACUUGGAUUCCAAAAAAUAGAGGUCAAAUUUUCUUCUCUCUCUCUUCCAUAGGAUUUUACGUAUUCUCAUAAUGAUGAAAAUCCACAAAGACCUUCUAUGUUGUUGCUUGGAUCUAACCCUCUUAUACCUAUCUCUACCAAUAUUUAAUUUGAUAUCCUUGGCAGCUACUAGUAAUGACUACGUUUCCUCUGAUAAAUUCCUGCUCAAUUGUGGGUCUCCAGAAUCUUCAGCAUUCAAUGGUAAGGAUUGGACUGGGGAUGUUGGCUCAAGCUACUUACCCUCAGAUUAUCAAACAACAUCGUCACUUUCCAAUUCCAUAGCCUCAAAUCCCUCAGUUCCCAAGAUUCCAUAUUUGUCUGCUCGCAUCUUUCAUUCACAGUUCACCUACACUUUCCCCGUCACUCCAGGUAACAAGUUCAUCCGCCUUUACUUUUAUUCGGCUCCUUAUUAUGAUUCAAGUCUCAACCCUUCCGAUGCUUGUUUUUCGGUUGUUAUUGCUGGUGGUUUCACUCUCUUAGACAACUUUCGCCCUUCUGCCACCGCAUACGCACUAAAAUCAGAUUAUUUCAGCAAAGAUUUUUCUAUUAACAUUAAGGAGAAGAAAUUGAGCAUCAUAUUCAUCCCAUCCCUAAUGGCUUCUAGUGCUUUAGCAUUCGUGAAUGGCAUAGAGAUCUUCUCAUUGCCAUUAAAUCUUUAUAUUCCAAAAGGAAAUGCAUCCAUUCGUUUCAUUGGCCAGAAAGAUCCCUUCUUUAAUCUUGAUGAAACUGCUUUUGAGAUACUUUAUCGUGUGAAUGUUCAACAUGAAUGGGAAAGUUCUGUUAGCAACAUAUUUGGAUAUUGGUUGGAUGAUUCCAAUUAUAUAUUUGGUCCUAUACCCGGUUUGUCUGUCUAUACUGAUAUUGGCUAUAUUACUUCUACUUAUAAUUUUUCGAACUAUACCGCACCGAAAGAGCUAUACAAUACCGCCCGUACAAUGGGUAGCAACGACGCCAUCAAUGUGAACCACAAUCUAACAUGGAUUUUCUCUGUUGAUUCUGGUUUCAAUUACUUUCUUAGGCUUCACUUUUGUGAGAUUUCAUCGCAAGUGACAAUGGUUAAUCAGAGGGUGUUCAAGGUUUAUAUUAACAAUCAGAUUGCAGAAAACAGCAUAGAUUUAAUUGCUUUGAAGGGGGCUCCGUACGUUGCCAUGUACAGAGACUACAUCACAAAGGUAUCGGAAAAAGGUGAAAUAAGGCUUGACCUCCAUCCCAACACAGACUCAAAACCCAAGUAUGCUGAUGCCAUCUUGAAUGGGAUUGAGAUCAUGAAAUUGAGCAACACCAACAAAAGUCUUGCAGCUCACCCUCAAAUGAUCAAUAAUACCAAAAAGAUGAAUGAGAAAGCUCGAACAAAGAAAAUCAUCAACGGAAUUGUUGUCGGUAGCGCCAUUCUUGGGUUCUGUCUUGUAAGCUUCAUAGCCUUCAAAUUGAGCAGGAGAUUCAACUUGGUGUCCCCAACCAUUCAUCAAUCUCAUACAAGAAACAACACGAGCGCAAGUCUACUAUCAUGGGCAUCGUCAGACCACUGUCGCCAAUUUUCACUAGUAGAGAUUAAAGUAGCCACCAACAACUUUGAUGAAGAUAUGGUUCUUGGAUCAGGAGGCUUUGGUAAGGUUUACAAAGGAUUCAUUGAUGAUGGUAUCACAAAAGUGGCAAUCAAGCGUGGAAACCCCAAAUCCCACCAAGGUGUUAGGGAGUUUCAAAAUGAAAUUGAACUACUUGCCAAAUUUCAACAUAUGCAUCUAAAAGGCUAUUGCCAAGAGGGUGUCGAGAUGAUCCUAAUUUAUGAGUAUAUGGCUCAUGGCACACUAUGCGAUCAUCUCUACAAGUCCCGGAAUCCACCUUUGCCAUGGAACCUAAGGCUCAAGAUUUGCAUUGGGGCUGCACGAGGACUACAUUACCUUCAUACAGGUGUAAAGUAUUCAAUCAUUCACCGCGAUGUGAAGACAGCCAACAUAUUGUUAAAUGACGAAUGGGUGGCCAAGAUUGCAGAUUUUGGGUUAUCAAGGAUAGGCCCCACCAGAGCUUCAUGCGAACACGUUUACACUGAGGUGAAGGGUACUUUCGGAUAUUUAGAUCCCGAGUAUUACAAGCAUCGUAAACUGACUGACAAAUCCGAUGUUUAUUCUUUCGGAGUGGUGUUGUUUGAGGUGUUGUGUGGAAGGCCUGCUGUGAAACAUGUGAUAUCAAUUGUAGAUGAUGAAGAUCAAGAGAGGACUUCCUUAGCUGAGUGGGCACUCCGUUGCUAUCAAAAUGGAACCAUUGAUCGGAUGAUUGACCAUCAUCUAAGAGGAAAGAUAGCACCUCAGUGUUUAACUGUGUUUGACGAUGUCGCAGUGAAGUGCAUGGCUGAAACAGGAUCUAAACGGCCAUCAAUGAGUGAUGUAUUGAGUAAUUUGGAGUUGGCAUUGCAGUUACAAGAGAUUGAUGCAGUUGCUAUGGACUGUUCUUCUCUCUAGCAUGUUACCAAUUAAUUCGAGGCAUUGUGCAUUUCAUUUUAAAGACAUGCAUGUAAAUUACAUUAGUUUGUCUAUUAAAUCUUACAAGUAAUUGAGAGCACACAAUCAGUCAAUUCCAUUA